Messenger RNA from Carassius gibelio (silver crucian carp), 1186 nucleotides. Its product is annotated as small lysine-rich protein 1. The coding region runs from base 352 to 669 and encodes 105 amino acids. NCBI's taxonomy places the organism in Eukaryota, Metazoa, Chordata, Actinopteri, Cypriniformes, Cyprinidae. The transcript has 2 exons. The record is from RefSeq and is a predicted model, not a curated record.
CUAGUUAUUAGAAUAUUCAGGAAGGUUCCUAUUCCUCAGUCUCUGAAUAUCACUCCUAAGUCUUACCAUAUGAUCAGAUACAUGGACUCAAACACUGCAGGUUCAUGUCGGGGGGUCACAGCAAAAAACAUCCUGGUUUGACCUGAAAAGCCAGUUGGUGGAUGAGUCCCGUGAAAAAGCUCCCAUGAGCUGUCACCAGGACAACCCUAGAUAAACAACAGCACACAACAAAGACCUCAUAAACGAGGGACACACUGGAGAGGAACGGCAGCUUUAGAUAGAAGUUCUCUUGAAGCUGAUUGCAAAAUGAGAUUAAAAUCUAGUAAAGCAUCACCUUACAAGCAUUGAUACAUGGGUUAUAAGUGUAUUCAAGCGUCUAACUAUUGUGUGAGAGGAAGGCACUUAAUAAUGCCUUCAGGUACCAAAAAGUCAAGAUCUCAAAGUUCCAAGCCUGCAGCAAAGAGCAAAAGAAAGCACUCUUCCAAGAAGAGGUCUGUCAGUGCCAAAUCCACAAAGACAGAGGUGGAUAUUCUGAGUCCAGCUGCCAUGGAGAACGUCUACUACAUCUCCCAUAAUGCAGUGGACUGCUUGGAAUUCAGAGGGUUUGGCUGGACUGGAGCCACCAAGAAGAAAGGAAAAAAGGGCAAAAAACAAAAGAUCAAAAAAUGAAGACUAAAUUUGUGCCAAUUUAAACCUAAAUAUAACUGUGCAUGCUUACUUAAAUGGAUAAAUUAUUAAGGUUAGUUAAGAUGGAUAUUUAAGUUAUCUAAAUAAAUUGUAAGUUGUCAGUUAACUGCAGCUAGUUUUACUAUAUAUUUAAUUUGCCUACCUGUAAAUAUAGCAAACAACAAAUGUUUCAUAUAAACUUUCUCACUUCUUUAAACUGUCAUGAUGCAUUUCAAAGCAGCCACAUUUUAUUAAUUUUAGCCAAAAAUGGAUUUUGAAAAAUGUUACAUUUAUAUCAGCUGAUUCUUUAUUUUUGGUUAUUUAUCCUAUCAUAUAAGACUUGUUACAACCCAAUAAAAUAUCAGUUCCUUCAGAUUGGAUUUCUGAAACUCUAUAAAAGGAGUUGACAAUAAACUAAACUUAAAUGCAGGGAUUUUGUCAUUUAAAACAACAUUUUGGAAGUAAAACAAUGAUGUUGGGAUGUGGGUGCACUGUAAGAUCACCAGAGGGCAGUAAACCA